Molecule: messenger RNA, 1495 nt
Organism: Camarhynchus parvulus
Lineage: Eukaryota; Metazoa; Chordata; Aves; Passeriformes; Thraupidae
Gene: TMEM50B
Product: transmembrane protein 50B
Exons: 7
Coding region: 397-873 (158 amino acids)
Biological process (GO): late endosome to vacuole transport via multivesicular body sorting pathway; protein targeting to vacuole
Source: RefSeq, a predicted model, not a curated record
CGCGCCGGGCCGGGCCGGGCGGCACCGGGACAGGGGCCGGGACAGGGACCGGCACCGGGACAGGGACACGGAGCGGGAUGGGGAGCGAGAGAGAGAGCGGCACCGCACCGGGAGGGACCCCGGGGCCGCUCCCCUGUGACACCGGCGUGUCACGGAUUGUCCGGCCCUGAGGACGCGCCGCCGGCGCUCCGCGGGGAGCGGGGACUGCAGGGGAGGCACUCAGGAGCUGCUGUUGAUGGAAGAGUCCAGGAGAGAGUGCUGGGACAGCGGGGCAGCGACAGCCGUGCCCAGGGCAGCCUGAGCUGUGCCCAGGGCAGCCUGAGCUGUGCCCAGGGCUCUGUGGGCUGUACCCAGGGGGCUCUGUGGGCUCUGCCCAGGGCACAGUGAGCUGAGGCCAUGGCAGGGUUCCUGGACAAUUUCCGCUGGCCGGAGUGCGAGUGCAUCGACUGGAGCGAGCGCCGCAACGCCAUCGCCUCCAUCGUGGCCGGGGUGCUGUUUUUCACAGGCUGGUGGAUCAUGAUCGAUGCUGCCGUGGUCUAUCCCAAGCCGGAGCAGCUGAACCACGCCUUCCACACCUGCGGGGUCUUCUCCACACUGGCCUUCUUCAUGAUAAAUGCUGUAUCAAAUGCACAGGUGAGAGGAGACAGCUACAGUGAUGGAUGCUUAGGAAGAACAGGGGCUCGGAUCUGGCUCUUCAUCGGCUUCAUGUUGAUGUUUGGAUCCCUCAUUGCUUCCAUGUGGAUUCUCUUUGGAGCAUAUGUCACACAGAACACUAAUGUGUACCCUGGAUUAGCAGUGUUUUUCCAGAAUGCAUUAAUAUUUUUCAGCACCCUGAUCUACAAGUUUGGGAGAACAGAAGAGCUGUGGGGCUGAGCUCCCUUGGUCCAGAGCUGCCACGUGGUUCUUGUUUGUAGAUAAUUCACAGUCCCUUGUCCUUGGUUUGCUUCCCAGCCUGGUGGAACUGAGACAAUUCCAGGCUCUGUCUGAAGCUCUCCUGUGCCAGGACACACUUGUGAAUGUGUACAUAGGACAGGAUCUGUCCUUUCCAAGGGAAGGGCAGGCUGCCAGCCUUCCCUGCUCAGCCUCCAGGCUUUCUCCUCCAGCUCCCUGCCCUCCCAGCAGCUUCCCCUCCACAGCUCCACCCGUGUCCGAGGCUUCUGUGAACAAUAGUGAGCAAACAGGACAGAGCCCUCCCAGCCCUGCUGGGAUAAGAGCUGAUUUUAAACAUUUUAUAUUAUUGUUCAGGUAAAAAUAAAGUAGAAUUCUUUUUUCCUUCUUCUUCUUUUGGUAAAAGGUUAUGGGUUUUUAAGCAAGUCCCUACACUCAGCAGGUUGUGCAUGGCAAAGCAAAGUAUUCCUGACUUGUGAUGGCUCUGGCACAAAGGACAUUUGCUGGCACCACAGUCCUUGGAAUUAAUUUCAUGCUGCUCAGUGUAAGAGAUACCAGUUGGUAUUUAAUGUAUUUCCUGAUAUUAGAAUAAAAAAACUCCAACAAA